AUGCAGGAGGAAACAGACGUCCCUGAGGCUCUGAACAUGCAGCUCUCGGUUGCUCUCGUCGCUGUCUGUUUCUUUGUGUUUCGGUCGAAGUCUGAGGAGGACCGCCACAGACCGGUCCAACUGGACCACAGACCGGUCCAACUGGACCACAGACCGGUCCAACUGGACCACAGACCGGUCCAACUGGACCACAGACCUGUCCGACUGGACGACAGACCGGUCCGACUGGACCACAGACCGGUCCGACUGGACCACAGACCGGUCCGACUGGACUACAGCAGGAUCUCCCUGGUCCCAGAGCACAUUCCAUACUUCCUCCACAACAACAGGAAGGUGGCCAAGCUCUGCCUGAAGGACCCACUGUGUCCUUUCAGAGAAGCUGCCAAAGACAAACCACGGUGUUGGGGAUAUGAAAAGGACUGUGACCCCAAGAAGGGUUUUGGAUUUCCCGUCUGCACCAAAGUGGACACAGGAUGGGCUCACUCUCUGGAGGAAGCUCAGGACGUCUUCUGGAAACAGGCGGACUUUGGUUACGUGAAAGAACGACUCUCAGAGAUGAAAGUGCUGUGCAAGGCCACGAGACCGGUCAGUCCCAGUCUUCCUCUGCCCCAUCAGGACCAGUCUGUCCUCCUCUGUCCCCAUGAGGACCAGUCUGUCCUCCUCUGUCCCCAUGAGGACCAGUCUGUCCUCCUCUGUCCUCCUCUGUCCCAUCAGUACCAGUCUGUCCUCCUCUUACCAGUCUGUCCUCCUCUGUCCUCCUCUGUCCCAUCAGGACCAGUCUGUCCUCCUCUGUCCUCCUCUGUCCCAUCAGUACCAGUCUGUCCUCCUAUGUCCUCCUCUGUCCCAUCAGUACCAGUCUGUCCUCCUCUGUCCCAUCAGUACCAGUCUGUCCUCCUCUGUCCUCCUCUGUCCCAUCAGGACCAGUCUGUCCUCCUCUGUCCUCCUCUGUCCCAUCAGUACCAGUCUGUCCUCCUCUGUCCUCCUCUGUCCCAUCAGGACCAGUCUGUCCUCCUCUGUCCUCCUCUGUCCCAUCAGUACCAGUCUGUCCUCCUCUGUCCUCCUCUGUCCCAUCAGUACCAGUCUGUCCUCCUCUGUCCUCCUCUGUCCCAUCAGUACCAGUCUGUCCUCCUCUGUCCUCCUCUGUCCCAUCAGGACCAGUCUGUCCUCCUCUGUCCUCCUCUGUCCCAUCAGUACCAGUCUGUCCUCCUCUGUCCUCCUCUGUCCCAUCAGUACCAGUCUGUCCUCCUCUGUCCUCCUCUGUCCCAUCAGUACCAGUCUGUCCUCCUCUGUCCUCCUCUGUCCCAUCAGGACCAGUCUGUCCUCCUCUGUCCUCCUCUGUCCCAUCAGUACCAGUCUGUCCUCCUCUGUCCUCCUCUGUCCCAUCAGUACCAGUCUGUCCUCCUCUGUCCUCCUCUGUCCCAUCAGUACCAGUCUGUCCUCCUCUGUCCCCAUGAGGACCAGUCUGUCCUCCUCUGUCCCCAUGAGGACCAGUCUGUCCUCCUCUGUCCCAUCAGUACCAGUCUGUCCUCCUCUGUCCCCAUGAGGACCAGUCUGUCCUCCUCUGUCCCCAUGAGGACCAGUCUGUUUGUGUGUGAGCGUGGAGACUCCUCAUUGAAAUGCAGCAGCCACACUCGAUUCUGUAAAGCAACAAACCUAUAUUUGGAUUUGCGGAGCCCUCGGCGAGGCCACGAGAGAUACAAAGAUGAUUUCAUUCAGAAGGGGGAGAUCGGGGGCAGCUGUCGCCUGAACAAACGGGGGCUGGAGGCUGCAGGAGAGCACCAGAGCCCACUGCAGUCCUGGUUUGCUGAGCUCCAAACAUUCACAGAGUUAGACUUUCAACCCAUCGAUGACCAGCACUGUGACAUCAUCAUCCACAAACCCACCGUCUUCAUGAAGCUGGACGCAGGUGUGAACAUGUAUCAUCACUUCUGUGACUUUGUAAACCUUUACAUCUCUCAACACAUCAACAACUCCUUCAGCAGCGACAUGGACAUCGUCAUGUGGGACACGAGUCACUAUGGUUACGGGGAUCUCUUCAGUGAAACAUGGAAGGCCUUCUCUGACUUCGACAUCAUCCACCUGAAAACCUACGACUCUAAACAAGUUUGCUUCAAGGAUGUCGUCUUUUCCCUCCUCCCCAGAAUGAGAUAUGGACUUUUUUACAACACUCCUCUGAUCUCUCACUGCUCCAGCGACGGUUUGUUCAGAGCCUUCUCUCAACACGUCCUGCACCGUCUGCACGUACCACUGAGCUCAGCACAGGGGAGAGUUCGAGUGACGCUGCUCUCUCGUAGCACUGAACACAGACGGAUAUUAAACCAGGAAACGCUGGUGAACGCCCUGAAGACGGUGCCGUUGCUGGAGGUAAAAGUGGUCGACUUCAAAUACAAGGAUGUCCCGUUCCUGCAGCAGCUGUGGAUCAGUCUGACCUCUGACCUCUGCCUCACAGGGAUGUUCCGUUCCUGCAGCAGCUGUGGAUCACAGCUGUGGAUCAGUCAUAACUCUGACGUGUUCAUCGCGGUGCACGGAGCCGGCCUCACUCACCUGCUGUUCCUCCCUGACUGGGCUGUGGUGUUCGAGCUAUAUAACUGUGAGGACGAGAGCUGUUAUCGGGACCUGGCGCGACUUCGAGGAGUUCGAUACGUGACUUGGCAGAAAAUGGACAAAGUCUUUCCCCAGGACAAGGGACACCACCCGACUUUGGGAGACCAUCCAAAGUUCACCAACUACACUUUUGAUGUGGAGGAGUUUAUGCGGAUGGUGCUGGAGGCGGCGGCCUACGUCACCGAGCACCCCCGAUGGAAGCGCCGACAGGUCCACGACGAGCUGCCCCGCCCCCAAAGGAAAAGCCACAGAACCUUGAAUCGACGGCGCAGCACUAGCCGCCGAGACGCCGCCGAGACGCCGCCGAGACGCCGCCGAGACGCCGCCGAGACGCCGCCGAGACGCCGCCGAGACGCCGCCGUGACGCCGCCGUGA
This is a messenger RNA of Knipowitschia caucasica, 2979 nucleotides long. The record is from the annotation of a GenBank genome assembly. Lineage: Eukaryota; Metazoa; Chordata; Actinopteri; Gobiiformes; Gobiidae.